AUGGGUCAGACAGCGGCGCAGCCGCAAGGGUCUGCGAUUCGCAGCACUGAAGGGGCUCAGGUGGGGAGAGCCGCAGUCAGGACUCAGGCACAACGGCGGCAUGGCGCCGGGCAUCAAAGCGCACCAGCGCUGUGCCUGACCACUGCACUUUCUGCUCCGCACAGUCCGAGGUCGACACUUGCGCUAUCGACUUUCUCCUUCCUCACAUCCUUUACCCGUUUAACCUCACCUUUCCCGUCAAAAGCUUCACGGAACGAAUCCUCAUCCGAGUGGUGCUUGCACAACACUUUCAUCCUCGCCGCCGAGACCUGGCAUAAACUCGUUCACCAUGGCGUCAUUAAGACCGCCUCGCGUCCUGGUGAGAGAGAGCUGAACUUGUCUGUCGCUGAAGAGAUCCUGACUUCGCAGUCGUUCAAGAUCGGCCAGCGACAUGUAACUGUGCCCACGAUUCCCGCGAUUAUCGCUGGCGUAGUCACCCUCUUUCUGGUGUACACGCUGUCGACCCCGAGCUCACCAGUGUCAGUGGACUCGUUCACGCCGCACCUCGCGACACCAACAGAAAUUCCGGUUACAUACUACUCGAAACCGGGCAUGAGCUACCUGGAGUUGACGUCGAACCCUCUGUAUGGACUUCCGCGGACAAAGUCCAAGUUCCUUGUUGAGCCGGAGCAGUUCCCGCCAACGCCGCUGAAGAAGCACCUUCCUGAUGACUUCAAAGUGCCCGACUACGUCCCGAAGCCUGUGGGCGUCAAGGUCCCCGGUAUGCGUGUCCCCAAUGCCAUUCACUAUGUGUAUGGAUUGAAGCCUCCCAAGCAUGGGUACAGUGGCGAACAGCUGCCGUACUAUGCUUACCUCGCCAUGAAGAGCGCCAUCACCCGUCUGAAGCCUGAGAAGACCUUCUUGAUUCGUGACUUCGAUGACCUCUUAUCUUAUCCUACCACCAUGGGUAUGGAGCGCAGCCCGGACUCCCGCAAGGAAGAACUCGACGCUGGUGGUCUCUGCCCUGAGUCGCCCUUCGUCGAUCGAUGGCUGAACGAAUACCACUCCUUUAGGGAUGGAGGCUGGGCCGAGCUCUCGGUGCACAAGCCGUGGGAGCUUGCGCGGUACAACCCCGAGGAGAUCCAGGUCCUGAACCCCCGCGCGAUGUACUGGCCGAUGUGGCACGGCAACGAAGUCGACAAGACGCACACUGAGAACGAUUAUGACUUUUACAGCACCGGCCAGUACACGUACCACGGCUGGGAGUCGCUCGCGAUGAAGUACCUUAUCGCGCUGACCCCGGACGACAUUCGCAAAGUGGACACGAGCUUCCACCGCCUCGUCCGACCACUCGUAGGUCCCGAGGACGACGACGCCUAUGCGCAGUGGGCGAAGGAGCAGGCGAAGCGUGAUCUGGCCUAA
Trichosporon asahii var. asahii CBS 2479 is the source of this 1401-nucleotide messenger RNA. RefSeq lists its product as uncharacterized. The record is from RefSeq and is a predicted model, not a curated record. The transcript is spliced from 4 exons. NCBI's taxonomy places the organism in Eukaryota, Fungi, Basidiomycota, Tremellomycetes, Trichosporonales, Trichosporonaceae. Bases 1 to 1401 code for a protein of 466 amino acids.